This is a messenger RNA of Perca flavescens (yellow perch), 4058 nucleotides long. RefSeq names its product divergent protein kinase domain 2Ab (gene dipk2ab). The transcript is spliced from 4 exons. The coding region runs from base 719 to 2023 and encodes 434 amino acids. NCBI's taxonomy places the organism in Eukaryota, Metazoa, Chordata, Actinopteri, Perciformes, Percidae. The record is from RefSeq and is a predicted model, not a curated record.
UGUUGAAAAGAGUCGAAACAGAACCCAUUGUGGUGUUGGAGAGGAGUGAGCCGCUGCCUGAGAGAAGAAGAAAAGAGGCAAUUCCGUGACCACAAAGGGACUCGUGAUAAGCGGGCAGAUAUGGACGUUAAUGCACAACACGGGCGCUGUUGUCCUUUGUGAAGAGGACCGCGUCGUCCAGUCGGAAAGAUCCGGUAUAUGAAGAGUUAAGACUCGACAUCCCAACUGUUUAUUUCAGCAGCUAGCAGGCUAACUGGCUAAAUACCUAGGAGCUAGAAAUGGGGAAGCCCGUGUGAGUUUGCUUGAUAGAGAUCUCCGUCGAUCUUUGAAAAAGCUGUUUUCGGUUUAGUUAUUCUCGGCGGUGAUUUAAAGUAUCCGCCGCCCGCCUCGUAAGUAGCCGCAACUUUAAAGAAUGAUAUCAACUGAGCGCUAAGCAUUACACACUACUACUACAGAACCGGAGAGGAAAGUCAUACAGGCCUGCUGGCUCGAGGUUGCACACAAACACCAAGAAGGGAGAACAUGACUCACUGGCCUCUGCCGGAGACUGGCACGGGGCAGCUGUGCCAACCUCGCCCCUGCCUGUUGCUCUAGAAGCUACCCUGUUACAUCAUGACGGAGAGGCAUUGAGGUUAGCUCCCUGACGAUCAUCUCAAUACCUCUCCUCCUCCCUAUCCCUCAAGAGCCCCACCCCCCUCGCCCCCGCCUCGUCCCCAUCAUGCUGCGCUUCCUGCCUCUCAAACUCGGCCGCCUGUACCGCUGUCUGAAGCUCUUACUGGUCGUUGGGUUGUUUGUCAUCUUGUUGAUGAACACCCACAGCCUGUUUGCCUCCUUCCAGAAGAAUGAGCUCACCGACAGACGCUUCAUCAACCUCAACAAGUGUCCCGCCUGCUUCGGCACCAGCUGGUGCCGCAAGUUCAUGAACGGCCAGGUUUCCUUUGAAACCUGGGGUCGCCUGCGAUUCCUAGACGUUUUCAAUGUCAAGAAUGUUUACUUUGCUCAGUACGGGGAGCCCAGGGAGGGCACCCGUCGCGUAGUGCUGAAACGGCUCGGCUCCAAUCAGGAGCUGGCUGAGAUAGACCAGAAAAUCUGCAAGAGGGCCACAGGCCGGCCGCGCUGUGACCUCAUCCAGGCAAUGUACAAGACCGAAUUUUCCCGGAUCAACGGUGACGUUCGUCUGCUUACUCCAGAGGUGGUGGAGGGCUGGUCAGACCUGGUCCACUGCCCCUCUCAGAGGCUGCUGGACCGCGUGGUCCGCAGGUACGCAGAGACCAAAGACUCGGGCAGCUUUCUGCUGAAGAACCUCAAAGACACGGAGCGAAUGCAGCUGCUGAUGACCCUGGCGUUCAACCCGGAACCGCUCGUACUACAGAGCUUUCCAUCAGACGAAGGGUGGCCAUUCGCCAAGUACCUGGGAGCGUGUGGGCGGAUGGUAGCUGUCAACUACGUGGGCGAGGAGCUGUGGAGCUUCUACAACGCACCCUGGGAGAAGAGGGUGGACUUGGCGCGCCAGCUCAUGGACAUCGCCGAGCAGCUCACCAACAACGACUUUGAGUUUGCCCUCUACCUGCUCGAUGUCAGCUUCGACAACUUCGCCGUCGGCCCACGGGACGGAAAGGUCAUCGUUGUUGACGCCGAGAAUGUUCUCGUGGCAGACAAAAGGCUGAUCAAGCAGAACAAGCCAGAAAACUACGACGCGUGGUACGAGAGCCGGUUUGAGGAGUGCGACAGGGAGGCCUGCUUGUCUUUCUCCAAGGACUCCCUUUGUUCCCGGGUCACAGUGGACCACAACUACUAUGCUGUGUGCCAGAACCUGCUGUCGCGGUACGCUACAUGGCGGGGCACCACUGGAGGCCUCCUCCAUGACCCCCCUGCCCACAUAGCCAAAGAUGGACAACUCGAGACCCUGCUGGACGAGUGCACCAGACCCAAAAAGCGCUACGGCCGCUUCCAGGCGGCCAAGGAACUGCGUGAAUACCUCACACAGCUAGCUGCCGCUUCCUCCUCUGCUACGGCCAGGUAAUGAAUGGAGCCGGCGUUAGCCUGACGCACUGAGAGACUGGAUCCUGUACUCUUUAUCUCUGAACUCUUGAGAUCCCGGUUCUUGUACAUGAUGUCAUUCGCUCCCCUUUGUGCACUGGAGCAGGAAGGUGUGACGAGGUCUUGCGUCAGGAAGUGUAAGAAUCAAAACUUCAAAGCAGAUUUGUUAAAGCUCUAGCUUUUACCUGACUUUGCUUCUGUGUGAAAGAGCAGUGUGGCGCUAAGAGAUUUUGGUUAGAAUCAGGAUAGAGAGGGGAUAGAGACAACUUCUCCUCUCCCAGGGUGGGCGGCCAUCCUUGGGGGAGGUGAGAAAGGGCUCCGUUAAACACGCAUCCUUGACUGGACCCGGGCUACCGCAAACCAGAGCAUCCAAGCAAACUAAAGCAGCGUCAUCGCACAGGCCUGACCACAUUCAUCGUCCUGUUCACUCCUCAAUCCAUCACAACUGUUGUGUUUUAUAACAUUGAAUCUCAACACCAGUUUCAUUUUGCCCCUAGGAUGUCAUUUUUAUUUUAUUUUUUUUAUUCUAUUCAGGGCUGAAUUUAAGUACAUGGGUGCGUUUACAUUUUUGCUAUGCCAUGGCUUUUUUCCCCCCCCACUGUAGCAUGGCUGCAGGGAAGGCGGAGGUAGCAUGAAUCUCCUGCUGUCAGGCAGCAGGAAAGGCCAAACUACAGCAGGUAGAGAGGAAAGGCGGAGAGUUGGGGUUUGUUUUUUUUUUUUUUUUAUGCAGGAGAAAAAGAAAACCCCUGGCUAUAUAAGUCUAAUUUCCUGCUACUCCAAUCAAUCACUUGAUUUCCAGGUUCCAGGAUUGUGGCAAUCGUCUUUUUUUUUUUUUUUUUUUUUUUUUUUUUUGUGUGUGUGUGUUUUUUUUUCCUUCCCUUUUCUAUAGGAAACCGAGAGUGAGACAGCUGCACAUAGGAAAAGGAAGGGAAUAAUUGGACAUUGGUGGUCCCUUGAUGCAGAUGUGCCUAUACCAAAGAGGCUAUAUGUAAUAUUAAGAACCCUGAGCAGUACAGAGUGACAGCACCUUCCCCUCCAGUUGUUCCCCAAUAGAGCUCUCCUAAGCAACCGUAAUGUGUACACAAUCCUAUAUGAGCUGGCAGGCCCGCAUUUGGAUCUAUUUUUUCCCAUAGCCCCCUCUGCUUUGUGAUUGAUUGAUAAAUGAUGAACAAAUAGGCCUCAGCAUGCUUUUCUGUAACAUUGUAAAAAACCUCACGACUACAUGAAAGGGGGGGAAAAUGCAGUGAUUCUUAAGAGGGCUAGAAAACACAAUAAAACAGUGUUGUAGUGACCUUGAGUGCCAAAUUCUCUUUUAAAUGUCUAAUUGAUAAAUAAAUCAAAUUUUCAAACUUCUUCCACUAGUGUUGAGCACAGUAAGCUCUAUCAAGUAAAAAAAAAAAAAAAUGAAGAUAUCCUAAAUUACUUCCUCGCUCCAGAAACUGCUUCUGACCUGCACUUUUAAAUUUUGCAGCCUGGAAAUUUCUGUUGAAUAUUUAAACAUUCGCCACUUAGAGGUUGGGUAGAUUUUGCACUCAGAGGACCAACGAAUUAAAGCAUAAUCACAAAUACAGGCUCAUUUGCUAAUGGUUUAUGGGAGAUCUUAACUCCGAUAGACUUAGACCAAAAAAAAAAAAAAAAAAGUCCCUCCCCUCUUUGGCUCCAUAUGUUGAGUAUUUCAUCUGUCUUGAUGUUGUGAAUCAGACGCUAAAUGCCCAGUGGAGUGUUGUGUAGCACAGACAGCCCAAUAAGCCUCCCCCCUCAGUCAGUUAGGAAAUGCAAUAAAGUGAUGUUUGGCUAAAGGAUUUCUGGUUUUGAGCCUCCCUUUCCUUUGUUGUGUCAGAUACAUUUCUGCUUCCCCUGUAUGGAGGACAUUGAACCUGGAGGGAUUUGUAUGUGCGUAACUAACUGUCCACUUUUGUACUGUAAUUUUCUUUUGAGUAUUAUAUCAGCAUUGUCUGAUUUUUCCUGUGCCUUUCAUUCAAAAGUUGUAUUUACAACUUUUAGUGGGUUUAAAUAUU